Messenger RNA from Histoplasma mississippiense, 1227 nucleotides. RefSeq lists its product as hypothetical. Gene Ontology annotation, molecular function: ATP binding; cyclin-dependent protein serine/threonine kinase activity. The record is from RefSeq and is a predicted model, not a curated record. The coding region runs from base 1 to 1227 and encodes 408 amino acids. The transcript is spliced from 5 exons. Gene Ontology annotation, cellular component: cytoplasm; nucleus. Gene Ontology annotation, biological process: protein phosphorylation. NCBI's taxonomy places the organism in Eukaryota, Fungi, Ascomycota, Eurotiomycetes, Onygenales, Ajellomycetaceae.
AUGACAUCCAAUUCUGGCUGGAAGUCGGAUAUCGGGUUUGCAGAUCGCUUAUCGAAUCUAAGAUUAAUAAUUGCGGCGUACCAACGCGCGGUGCCGUCCGACAAUUUCUCGGAAGCUCAUGCAGAGGCAACGAAGCUAGAAAAUAAUGCUUUCAGCCAGGCUCCAAGUAAAGAACAGUAUCAAUCCGAAUGUCAAAAGGCCAUUGACGACCUGGAUAAUCGAGAGCAGCCCGCCUUCCCUAUCAAUGUGCCCGACGCCAUUGACGAUGAAAAUGUAAAUGAAGCGCCAGACACGCACUCUCCCCCGGCCUCUGGCGGGAAAAAAAUCGGCCCGUACGAGAACGCCAUAUACCACCAAGAAGGCAUAUUCUCCGUGGUAUACAAAGCGAAAACAAGCACGGGAGCAACCGUGGCGCUUAAGCUGACCACGCCGCAUAUGAUGUCACCGCCACACGACUCGAAACGCGAAGCGCGAAUCCUCAGCGCCCUUUCAGACCCCAACGUCAUCCCACUGCUCGACACCUUCACCGAACCAGGCGGCCACUUCAUCCUCGUCUUCCCAUUCAUGCCCUUACACUUCGAUGAGCUGCUGCACCGCAACGUGCUCUCGGCGCAUCAAAUCCGGCAGCACCUGCGAGAUCUCUUCCGCGCGCUCGCCUACGUCCAUUCACAGGGGAUCAUCCAUCGGGACGUCAAGCCGUCGAACAUCCUCCUGCGCGACCCGAACGGGCCGGCGUAUUUGGCCGAUUUUGGAAUCGCCUGGUCACCCGCCGACGAGGGCUCUGAAGACGCGGCUAAGAAAAUCUCCGAUGUGGGCACGACGUGCUACCGGCCUCCUGAGAUCCUGUUUGGGGAUAAGAGGUACGGCACUAGCCUUGAUAUGUGGGCGGCUGGCUGCGUGGUUGCGGAGGCGAUGGAUAUCAACCACUGUCCACUUUUUGAUGCGGGGGAGUUGGGGAGUGAACUGGCGUUGUUGCAGUCGAUUUUUGUGAAGCUGGGGACGCCGAAUGGAGAGUCAUGGCCUUCAAACAAAACCCUUCCCGAUUGGGGAAAGAUACAGUUCAAGGAAUAUCCACCGAAACCGUGGACGGAAAUACUAAGCGGCGCAUCAUCCAACGGGCGCGAUCUGGUCAGUAAACUGGUGCAGUAUGAGAGUAGCGAGAGGCUGUCAGCUGCUGAGGCUUUGGAACAUCCGUACUUGAGCUUCGAGACAAGUGUGAAGCAAUAA